Eremothecium cymbalariae DBVPG#7215 is the source of this 1467-nucleotide messenger RNA. It is a transcript of the gene FMP48, whose product is annotated as protein kinase FMP48. Gene Ontology annotation, biological process: protein phosphorylation. The transcript has a single exon. The record is from RefSeq and is a predicted model, not a curated record. Gene Ontology annotation, molecular function: protein kinase activity; ATP binding. Bases 1 to 1467 code for a protein of 488 amino acids. Lineage: Eukaryota; Fungi; Ascomycota; Saccharomycetes; Saccharomycetales; Saccharomycetaceae.
AUGUACCAUAUAGGUAGACUGCUCCAAUCAGGUUCAUUUAGUACUGUACAUUACGGUACUGACGUACGAACUGGAGAGGAGGUUGCUCUGAAGUUUGUCAAGAAGCCAAAAGGUAGUAAAGAGCAAUUGCGUAAGAUUACCACAAUGGUUUUCAAUGAGUAUGCAAUUUUAAAGCGAUUGGGAAAGCAUGAGAACAUAUGUAUGCUAAUAAAUUUUUAUGAGAACGCAGAUGCAUUCGUGUUUGUGUUGGAAUAUUGUGCAAACGGCGAUUUAUAUGACUUCAUAAAGUCUAUUCGUGAAAAACCUACUGUUACAAUUCACUUCCAUUCCCUAGUGUACCAGAUAUGCAACGCUAUUAGGUACUGCCAUUCUCUGGGUGUAUCACAUAGGGAUAUUAAGCCAGAAAAUCUGCUCAUUACUGCCGAAGGGCAAGUAAAGUUGACUGACUUUGGUUUGUCACACGUUGGGGGCAUGUCUCAGGAUUAUUGUAUUGGGACAGAGAAAUAUUUAGCGCCAGAGACGUUUUCUAGGCAGUACCAUAACACAUUUUCUACAGACUAUUGGUCCCUUGGAAUCACACUGUUAUGCACAAUGUUUGGUUCAUGUCCGUUUCUAAAAGCUACGACUUCAUUAACUGGGGAAAACGAAAACUUUGAGCUGUUUUUAGGGAAUCCUCGUCAAUUUAUCAAUUCAUAUUAUCUAGACCCAGUAUUGGCAAAGGGGGAUUCACCUGAAUCUUCCACGGGGUACAGACCAUUUAAAAAGAAGAGCAAAUACUCACGGUUUCGCGAUCCUGCUUACUGGCUACAGUUGCCAGGCGAUCGCGGGCUCACGUUGUGUGCCGUUGCUCACAUCGUGGUCUCACAUCUCCUUAACUUGGAACCUGCUCGUAGGAGUAUGUAUCAUUUUUGGACUAAAUUGGAUCAGAAGCUCUCUGAAAAUGGUUCUCCUUUAUCCCAACUUGAUAAUGAAGUGCUGGUCCAACAACAAAAAUUCCCAUUACGGUCUACUACCAAAUCCAACGAUUUAGAGAAUGAGGACAACACCGCUUUAUCACCAACAGAUUACGACUACGUCUCAUAUGACAGCAACAACGAAUAUAUAAAUCAUACAAAUGAUAGUAAUGGGUUGCUGAAUAAUCAUGCUCUGUCUUCACUUACACUUGGCGAUAUCCCAAUGCUUUCAAUGUGGCUGGAUGAGGCCCGCGCAGACCUGUUGAAAGAUAAUAACAAAAAGGAAUACGUUACUCCUGCUUCACUUACUGAUAUCAGCAAACGGCAAUCAUUCGAGUCUCCAGAGAGUCAAAGGACAAUGGCAAAUUCUAUUCCUAACAUACCACUCUCUGGAAGAGUUACUUCUUCAAUGGACCAAGGCUGGUCCUCGGUUGAGUUACCAGAAUCGUUAAAUGCCAUGGCUACGACAUCGAGCAGUAAUGCAGCAACAAAAUACAGCGAAUGGAUAUAUUGA